Messenger RNA from Physeter macrocephalus (sperm whale), 7563 nucleotides. RefSeq names its product ATPase phospholipid transporting 10D (putative) (gene ATP10D). The transcript is spliced from 23 exons. Lineage: Eukaryota; Metazoa; Chordata; Mammalia; Artiodactyla; Physeteridae. The record is from RefSeq and is a predicted model, not a curated record. Bases 272 to 4540 code for a protein of 1422 amino acids. Gene Ontology annotation, molecular function: ATP hydrolysis activity; magnesium ion binding; ATP binding. Gene Ontology annotation, cellular component: plasma membrane. Gene Ontology annotation, biological process: phospholipid translocation.
AGAAGGAACGCGGGAAGGAACGGAGUGAGGAGGGCUUGCCAGCUCUGCCCAGGCGGGGCUCCGGCUCCGGCAGCUGAGCUUGGGAGUUAUCGGAGAAGUGAUUUUUUUUUUUUUCUUCAGAGUCAAAUGGCUGGCAUAGAAGCAUAACCCGCCUCCACUCUCCGGAUUUGUGCUUGGUUCUUGCAUCUUGGGACUUGUGAUCAUCAUGCUGUGAUGUGUGCCCAGAGAGGGAUUGAUUACCUACACAACCUGGAUCUCACCGCGUUUGGACAUGACUGAGCCUCUUCAAUGGGCCAGAUAUCACUGGCAGCGGCUGACCGGCGGUGCAAACAGGGACGAUCAUGAGAGGCCAUACAGCUAUUCCUCUUUGCUUGCCUGCAGGGGCAAGUCCUCCCAGACCCCCAAACUGGCAGGAAAGCACCGGAUUGUUGUUCCCCACCUCCAGCCCUUCAAGGACGAGUAUGAAAAGUUUUCUGGAACCUACGUGAAUAACAGAAUACGGACAACAAAGUACACGCUUUUGAAUUUUGUGCCAAGAAAUUUAUUUGAACAAUUUCACAGAGUCGCCAAUUUAUAUUUCCUGUUUCUAGUUGUCCUGAACUGGGUGCCUUUGGUAGAAGCCUUCCAAAAGGAAAUUACGAUGCUGCCUCUGGUGGUUGUCCUUACAAUUAUUGCAAUUAAAGAUGGCUUGGAAGAUUACCGAAAAUACAAACUUGACAAACAGAUCAACAACUUAGUAACUAAAGUUUACAGUAGGAAAGAGAAAAAAUAUGUCGACAGAUGCUGGAAAGAUGUUACUGUUGGGGACUUUAUUCGCCUUUCCUGUAACGAGGUCAUUCCUGCAGAUAUGGUUUUACUCUUUUCCACUGAUCCAGAUGGAAUCUGUCACAUUGAGACUUCCGGUCUUGAUGGAGAGAGCAAUUUAAAACAGAGGCAGGUGGUUCGGGGAUACACAGAGCAGGACUCUGAAGUUGAUCCUGAGAAAUUCUCCAGUAGGAUAGAAUGUGAAAGUCCAAACAAUGACCUCAACAGAUUCCGAGGCUUCCUAGAACAUUCCAACAAAGAACGUGUGGGUCUCAAUAAAGAGAAUUUAUUACUUAGAGGAUGCACCAUUAGAAACACAGAGGCUGUCAUGGGCAUUGUGGUUUAUGCAGGCCAUGAAACCAAAGCAAUGCUGAACAACAGUGGACCAAGGUAUAAACGCAGCAACUUAGAAAGAAGAGCAAAUACAGAUGUCCUCUGCUGUGUCCUACUGUUGGUUAUAAUGUGUUUAACUGGUGCAUUGGGUCAUGGAAUCUGGUUGAGCAGAUAUGAAAACAUACCCUUUUUUAACAUCCCUGAGCCUGAUGGACAUGUCAUAUCACCAGUGUUGGGAGGAUUCUAUAUGUUUUGGACCAUGAUCAUUUUGUUACAGGUUUUGAUUCCCAUUUCUCUCUAUGUUUCCAUUGAAAUUGUGAAGCUUGGACAAAUAUAUUUUAUUCAAAGCGAUGUGGAUUUCUACAAUGAGAAAAUGGAUUCUACUGUUCAGUGCCGAGCCCUGAACAUCACUGAGGAUCUUGGACAGAUUCAGUACCUCUUUUCUGAUAAAACAGGAACCCUGACUGAGAAUAAGAUGGUUUUUCGAAGAUGUAGUGUGGCAGGCUUUGAUUACUGCCAUGAAGAAAAUGCCAAGAGGUUAGAGUCCUAUCAGGAAGCUGCCUCUGAAGAUGAAGAUUCUGCUUACACUCCUAGUGGCUCCCUCAGCAAUAUGGCGAAACCAAGGGCCCCCAGCUGCAGGAUGGUUCGCAAUGGACCUUUAGGAAGUAUAUCCUCAGAUCAUCUUACUGGGAGCUGUUUUGCUCUAGGAAGUGGAGAAGGAGCCAGUGAAGUGCCUCAUUCCAGACAGGCUGCUUUCAGUAGCCCCAUUGAAACAGAUGUGGUACCAGACACCAGGCUUUUGGACAAGUUUAGUCAGAUUACACCUCAGCUUUUUACCCCACUGGAUGAAACUAUCCCAGAUCCACCACUGGAGACUCUGUACAUCAUCGACUUCUUUAUUGCUUUGGCAAUUUGCAACACAGUAGUGGUUUCUGCUCCUAACCAACCACAGCAAAAGAUUGGACUCUCUUCUGUGCAUGGAAUGCCCAUUAAGUCUUUGGAAGAGAUUAAAAGCCUCUUCCAGAGACUGUCUGUCCGAAAAUCAAGUUCACCAUCUCUUGCCAGUGGGAAAGAGCCAUCCUCUGGGGUCCCAAAUGCCUUUGUGAGCAGACUAUCUCUCUUUAGUCGAAUGAAACCAACUUCACCUGUGGAGGAAGAGAUCUCCCAGACAAGCAAGAGUCCCCAGGGCUCUGGUAACUCAGCUUGUCCCAUAGAAACUGAGAAACAAGACAGCAAUGUGGAUGUCACAAACGGCAAGGUGGAAUCCCUCCCUGGACAGCCCUUGGCCUCCAGCCUGUGUUAUGAGGCUGAGAGCCCAGAUGAAGCGGCCUUAGUAUAUGCUGCCCGGGCUUACCAGUGCACUCUGCAGUCCCGGACCCCAGAGCAGGUCAUGGUGGACUUUGCUGCUUUGGGACCAUUAACAUUUCAACUCCUACACAUCCUGCCCUUCGACUCAGUAAGAAAAAGAAUGUCUGUUGUGGUCCGGCACCCCAUUUCCAGCCAAGUCGUGGUGUAUACAAAGGGCGCUGAUUCUGUGAUCAUGGAGUUGCUCUCAGUGGCUUCCCCAGAUGGACCAGGUCUGGAAAAACAACAGACGAUGUUAAGGGAGAAAACCCAGCAGCACCUGGAUGCCUACACCAAGCGAGGCCUGCGCACUCUGUGUGUAGCAAAGAGGGUCAUGAGUGACACUGAAUAUGCAGAGUGGCUGAGAAAUCAUUUUUUAGCUGAAACCAGCAUUGACAACAGGGAAGAAUUACUGCUUGAAUCUGCCAUGAGGUUGGAGAACAAACUAACUUUACUUGGUGCUACUGGCAUUGAAGACCGUCUGCAGGAGGGGGUCCCCGAGUCUAUAGAAGCCCUUCACAAAGCCGGAAUCAAAAUCUGGAUGCUGACAGGAGACAAACAGGAGACAGCUGUCAAUAUUGCUUAUGCGUGCAAACUACUGGAGCCAGAUGACAAGCUUUUCAUCCUCAAUACUGAAAGUAAAAAUGCCUGUGAGAUGCUGAUGGACACAAUCUUGAAAGAACUUCAGAAGAAAAAUCCAGUUUCUCCAGAGCAAGCAUCAAGUGAGGCUUUACACCAGCCUCCCGCACCCCCGGACUCAGGGCUGCGAGCUGGACUCAUUAUCAACGGGAAGACCCUGGAGUUUGCCCUGCAGGAGAGUCUGCAAAGGCAGUUCCUGGAGCUGGCUGCUCGCUGCCACGCUGUGGUCUGCUGCCAAGCCACGCCCCUGCAGAAGAGCGAAGUGGUAAAACUGGUUCGAAGCCAUCUCCGGGUGAUGACUUUGGCCAUCGGUGAUGGCGCCAAUGAUGUUAGCAUGAUACAAGUGGCAGACGUUGGGAUUGGGAUCUCAGGUCAAGAAGGCAUGCAGGCUGUGAUGGCCAGUGACUUUGCCAUUUCUCAGUUUAAACAUCUCAGCAAGCUACUUCUUGUCCACGGGCACUGGUGUUAUACCCGACUUUCCAACAUGAUUCUCUAUUUUUUCUACAAGAACGUGGCCUAUGUGAACCUCCUUUUCUGGUACCAGUUCUUUUGUGGGUUUUCAGGAACAUCCAUGACUGACUACUGGGUCUUGAUCUUCUUCAACCUCCUUUUCACAUCCGCCCCUCCUGUCAUUUACGGUGUCCUGGAGAAAGAUGUGUCUGCAGAGACCCUCAUGCGACUGCCUGAGCUUUACAGGAACGGCCAGAAGUCAGAGGCAUACUUACCACUCACCUUCUGGAUCACCUUGUUGGAUGCCUUUUAUCAAAGCCUGGUCUGCUUCUUUGUGCCUUACUAUACCUACCAGGGCUCAGACAUUGACAUCUUUACAUUUGGAAACCCCCUGAACACAGCUGCUCUGUUCAUCAUUCUCCUCCAUCUGGUAAUUGAAAGCAAGAGUUUGACUUGGAUCCACAUGCUGGCCAUCGUUGGGAGCAUUUUGUCCUAUUUUUUCUUUGCCUUGGUUUUUGGAGCCAUAUGUGUAACUUGCAACCCACCAUCCAACCCCUAUUGGAUUAUGCAGGAGCACAUGCUGGAUCCAGUGUUCUACUUAGUUUGUGUUCUCACAACCUGUGUUGCUCUUCUGCCCAGGUUUAUAUACAGAGUUCUUCAGGGAUCUCUGUUCCCAUCUCCAAUUCUGAGGGCAAAACACUUUGACAGACUGCCUGCAGAGGAGAGGACUGAAGCUCUCAAGAAGUGGAAAGGGGCUGGAAAGAUGGAUCAGUUGACAUCUAAGUAUUCUGACCACUCAGCUGUUAAGUCAGAGAGAAUACCCAUUUCUGACCCUUCUGCUGUCUUUGCAGUGAUGUCGGCAACUCCUUGUGCUGUUGAGCAAGGAAAUUUAUCUGUGUGUGAAACUGCUUUAGACUCGGACUACUCUGAAAAUAAGGCCUCAGGGAUGGCUGGACCCUCAAAGGAUUAAAAAAGCAGAAUACCCUCCUUGGAGUUGCAAGUAGUCCUUCAAGUUUGGAAGAGGGCCUUUGAAGAGGCUCCUCUACCAAACCAGCAUGACUUGGAUUUUUCCUUCAGGGACAAGAACAUUUUACUGGGCUUGGAAAAGCCAAUGUGAUGACCUUUACUGUCUGUUUGUAGACAUUUGUAAAGGAGGUUAGAGUUUGACCUGAACAGAGUUUAGAGAAGUAAAAUAUUUAAUUCAGAAUCAAAUGCUUUUAGGAAACUUUUUGGAUUUUGUAAAAGCAUUUUAAUUGUUCUAGAAAUGCACAUAUUUUCAAGGGAAUUCAUUUGAGACAUAUAUUUAUUUUACUAUCUGUUCAUUUCAGUGUUCUCUUGAGGUGGAAGGCUUCACUGGUAAGGGGCAGCAGGGAUGCCAGGGUUCCAUGGAGAUGUGUUCUUCUCUCUGCUUCCUGUCAACAGAAGACUUUUUAUGAGGUAUACCUCUGUGCAGAUGUUUUCAAUUGGGAAACAGAGGCCAUAGGUAAGGAAUACAAAAUCAGCUGAGUCCAGGGGCCCUUUGUCAAUUUCCCAUAUUCUAAAACUGACAAUAGCCUAAUCAAAAUGAGACAAUCAAUUUCAGAACAGUCUUCAGGAGAUCAUUUGAGGGUUUAUAGUCUUUACAAUACCCUACAACUUUUCUGCUGUUGCAACCUCUAAAAAGGAGAUAUUAUGGAACUGACACUAAUACAGGUGGUUCUCAGGAGGAUUCCAUGAGGUUCUUAGAUUUGUUUUUUAAUACAUUUUAGGACAAGAAUGUCUAUAUAAAGUUAAUUGCUGUUGCAAAUCAUGUAUGCUGGUUUUAGUUGGAACAAAGAAACUAGUUUCUACCAAAACUGCCAGGUAUUAUUUUAAGAUUAUAUUUUCUUGUUGAGUUCUUUUAAAAGUCUGUAUCUGUCCAUCUGAAAAUUGUCAGCCACCCAGAAUUUCCUUCAUGAAAUUUCAAUGCUAAUGUUCCAUGUCCAUAUGAAGCUCUUCUUAAUGACUACUCAAGUAUUAUGCUCAGGGCUUAAUCUUCUACCUGCUACCUACUGUCCUGGUCUGACAUUUUUUGUAGCCUUCUGAUGUUAUUGCAAGUAGUCUUUUAUACAGACUGAUUUCUAGAAUAUUCAAAAUCCCAUAUGGCUAAUGGAGGUAGCUUUCUUCUUUCUUACGAUUUUUUAAAAAUAAACUAUUUAAUAAAUAACAUAUACAAAAAGCUAUCAUUGCUCCUAUAGAUACUCACCAAAUCCAACAGUAAUUGGUAUCAGAGCUUAGAAGGAAAAUCCCAAAGCACACCUUUUACCAGAAUAUUGUUUUGACCUUUUCUUACAUGGAAAAGUCAGUGAUCCUCAUAGUAGCUGGCAUUCAUUCCUUGAGAUCAUCAUCUUCCGAUAAAUAAAAAUUUAGAGACAUAUUCACUUACAAAUAAAAGAUUAGAAUCUAAGGAUAAAAAGACUGAGUCCAAAAGACUAAGAGAAAAGGUCAGUCUCCAGGAUGUAAAGUAUCUGUACACAUGAGUAAAGUCUUGAGUCUUCAUGUUAUGGGUCUACAAUCUCUUAUCCACAAUUCCACAAUCUCAAGAACUCUGAAAACUGAAAAAGUUUUCAUAAAUUAGGCACAAAUUCAAUGUCUUAAACAGAUGUAAGGCUAUUUAUUUAUUUAAUGUAAUUAUUCAUACAUUUUGCUACGAAAUUAUUAGUAGAUUUUAUUACUGGGUGCUAAACGUUGUAAUGUUAUACUUUUUAAAUUUUUUAAAAUUCUGGAUUCUGAAACACUUCUGGCCUUCAGGCAAAAGAGAUUUGGGAUCUGUAUGAAGCCUGUAAAGGGUCUUAUCUACAAUAACUCUUUCACACAAAGUUACCCAAGCUGAUGUGGUCUGUUGCAUUUCGGUAUUCAGUGUAUUCCACCAAAUUUGGGGGAGCCUAAAUCUGCUCCUAGUAGCCAAAAAAAAAAAAAAUUAACAGUAUACAUGUGUGAUACAAUUUUACCCAAAAAGAUUUAUAGAAGAAUUGGAUCAGAUUCCCAAAAUGUGCUCUAGACAUGAAAGAUCCUUGCCUUCUAAUCAGGGCUGAAGUUUUCCUUGGACCCUCAAUGGGUUAUUGGAGACUGCUAGCAACCUCUCAUUUCAGACUCAUCAAAGAGCCAUCUUCCAUCUAAAAUAAAAGAGCAUGUUCCUGGGGGAGUGAGAUAUAACACAAGAAAAUUUUGAUUGGUGGGAAACUGGGUGCCAACUAUAAUAGUGGGAGGCACCAUUUUCUGGGGCUUGCUCCAUGUUUUAUAGCCAUAAAAAGAAAAGAUUAUACCAUUUUAUUUGUAUUAAGGGUUACUUAAAAUAAGUACAAUAUAUAUAUUUCACUGAACAUAAGUUGAGUAUAUGUUGUUACAUUAUGUACCUAUAAGUAUAACAACACUGACAUAUGUUCUUAAACUUUCAUACAGUUGUGACCACAAUUCGGUUGCCAGAUUUUACAUUCUCAAUAGGUUUAUAUAAACUACAGAACAAGAGAUGAAUAAUGUGGAAAGUGUCAAGACAACUUUUCGAAUGUCACCUACGCACACAUAUAGAAAAGAGUACAAAAAAGACACGUAUAAAAUUGCAGGUAGUCUCUGGGGAAUGCUGAGGCAGCCCAGGUUGCUGGUGGAGGGAAUCCUACUUGUUCAAAAGGCAUUUGGAUGUUGCAAAAUGGAUGCCUGACUAAUUUAAGUAGGUGCAUGUGAAGAUUUGUAUUUUGAAGCUUUUUUGUGGGGAAAAAAUACUGUAACCACUAAUUACUUCAAAAUUGAUGUGUGUAAAGUGGCCUAGUGCUUAAAAGCAUCUUUAAAUUUUUGUUUUAAUUAUCAAUGGGAAGAAAUGGCAACACCAGAUAUUAAACAUCUUUCAACGACAAUUACAAAAUGUUUUUCUCCGUGCAAAGUUUUACUGUGCUUUCAGAUGCAUUUCUGUGACUUUAUUGGUAUGGACAAACACAAGAAAACUGGAAAAUACUUAAUUAGGGGUGGGGUGUAAUUUUC